This is a messenger RNA of Verruconis gallopava, 1393 nucleotides long. RefSeq lists its product as uncharacterized. The record is from RefSeq and is a predicted model, not a curated record. The transcript is spliced from 2 exons. Gene Ontology annotation, molecular function: acyltransferase activity, transferring groups other than amino-acyl groups. Lineage: Eukaryota; Fungi; Ascomycota; Dothideomycetes; Venturiales; Sympoventuriaceae. The coding region runs from base 549 to 1250 and encodes 233 amino acids.
ACGAGAUCUAACCAUGUCACUCUGGUCUUGCCUCAGCUCUCUUCUGCGAAGGACCAGGGCGCCUUACGCAUUUCGUGCGAGUGCUGAAUCCAUGCAAGCGUGGUUGGAGCUGGGAUCUUGCCCUCCGUUUUCAAGCGGGUCGAAAUCUUCCCGCAGCCUGGUGGUUUUGUGACCCAGCUGCAGCCCCAUCUGCAGAGCACAAGCUAAGUCCAAAGCGCCGACAUUUUCUUUUUCCCACCACCAGCUUUGAGGCCCUUCCAAAAACGGUCCGCCCCAGGAGAGAUUGGUUUGCCGAAGCGAAGGUCGCUCUUGUGAGUGGCGUGCAACAGCAUGAUUGUCCUUCCGGCGUCACCUAGGCUGGUGGAGUAACUUAAGAGCUUGUGGGCGAGUUCCCGUCUCCACACGAUAGCUGCUGUGGAGAUAAUACCUAAGAUGCGUUCUUUUAAGCCGUCGAUCUCCUAAUCGUUUUGCGAGUUGUGCACUCUCUUGCUCACACUGUGGAUUCCCUUUCGUUCUUUCAAAUCCCUAGGCUUUUGCUCUUCUAACCAAUGCCUCAUUCCGUCUCACCUCCGAAUGAGUCUUGUGUUGAUAAACCACCGAAGAUGAAACUUGUACUCUCUCGCGUCGAGGAGAAGGAUUGGGAUGAGCUUCUUGAGGUCGAAUACGAGGCCUUUAAAUCAGUAGACAUACAUCAGGCGCUCUUUGGUCCAAACACCAAGGAGAACCGAAAGCUUGUCAAAGAACACUUCAUGGCAGAUUCAAAGAGUGACAUCUCAGACUGCUGGAUGAAGCUUGUGGAUGAGACCACGGGUAGGAUUGUAUCUGCCGCGCAAUGGAAGAUCUACCCAAGUUGGACAGAGAAGAAGGUUGAACCUUUCCAAGCACCAUUUUACGAAGGAAAGCAGCGUACCGACGCUGAACAUCUCGCGAAUGACUUUAUCGCGAGGAGACAGAAAUAUCAAUACGGCAGCCCACAUGUGUUGCUUUAUAUACUGUUCACGCACCCUGACUAUCAACGAUGCGGUGCAGGAUCGAUACAUGUCAAAUGGGGCACAGACCUUGCGGACAGACUGUUAGUACCAACAUGGGUCGAGGCCUCUCCUGAUGGCCAUCACUUGUACGAAUCGAAUGGUUUUAGAGAUGUUGAGAAGGUGUAUAUUCAAACGGAGAGUUGGCUGGCAGAUUAUACCAUCAUGAAGAGGCCACCUAAGACAUCCUUCGAGGCAGGGCGGUCGAUUGUGUUGAGCUAGACUUCUGUUACAAGGUUAGAAGAAGGCUGGAUAAUAACAGCUAAGCAGAAUUGAUUGUUCACAUAUUUGACUCAAGUCGAACUCUAGACAAGCGAGAUACAACAGGGGGUACAUGCUGCAGAUUAAAUUGAAAUCAAAAGCAC